Molecule: messenger RNA, 24964 nt
Organism: Pelobates cultripes (western spadefoot toad)
Lineage: Eukaryota; Metazoa; Chordata; Amphibia; Anura; Pelobatidae
Source: the annotation of a GenBank genome assembly
AUGAACCAAAAGAUUGAUCAAGUAUAGACUAAACUAUAAAGGGUUAAUAUAAGCCAGAGUGGUUUUGGCUAUUUAAACCCGUGAGAUUUACUUGCUCAGCAUCCUCUGAUGAAGUGAGCAAUAGACUCACGAAACGCGUAAGGACGUUUUUCAUCACUUUCUGGCACCUACCGUAAACUCAAACGGGCUACACUUGGAACGCAGGAGGAUCGGUGACACGCACGCGGCUCUCAGCUAGUCCAUUCAUCUGCCGGCAGGACGAUAAUACAGAACCAGCUGCCUACACUAUACUUUCCUGACUCCAGUUCAGCACGAAUAGUUUUUACCAAUUGUGAGUGCAAUUUUUAAUUAUGUGUACAAUAAAUAUAUUUUAAUACAGUAAGCACUAUGGAUCUUGAACUCUGCUUCUUUCAGAACGGAGCGAUCUUCAUUUAACUACAGGUCACUUACUAUGAUCUGUUAGUCACUAUAUUUUAACUUUCAAGACAAGUACAUCAUUAUUUAUCACAUUGCUGGACCUGCAAGGACAUUAUAGUAAUAUUGUACCAUAUAAAUCCAGCUAAUCCAGUAUACAAACCCCAGUUUGAUCAGAACUGGAAAUAACUGAAAUAGCUUACAAAGUAAUUGAUUGUUGUGAAUUUGUAUUUGACUGAUACAAUUGUAUCCAUUCAGAGACUUUUAUGUAGUGGACUUAAGCAAAAUCUGAGUUAAAGGACCACUAUAGUGCCAGGAAAACAUAUUCGUUUUCCUGGCACUAUAGUGCCCUGAGGGUGCCCCCACCCUCAGGGACCCCCUCCCGCCCGGCUCUGGAAAGGGGAAAGGGUUAAAAACUUACCUUUUUCCAGCGCUGGGCGGGGAGCUCUCUCCUCCUUCUCUCCUCCUCCGUUCCUCCUCCUGGGCUGAAUGCGCGGCAAGAGCUGCGCGCGCAUUCAGCCCGUCGCAUAGGAAAGCAUUUACAAUGCUUUCCUAUGGACGCUUGCGUGCUCUCACUGUGAAAAUCACAGUGAGGAGCAUGCAAGCGCCUCUAGUGGCUGUCAAUGAGACAGCCACUAGAGGAAACAGGGGGAAGGCUUAACCCAUUCAUAAACAUAGCAGUUUCUCUGAAUGUUUCUCUGAAACUGCUAUGUUUAUGAAAGAAUGGGUUAACCCUAGCUGGACCUGGCACCCAGACCACUUCAUUAAGCUGAAGUGGUCUGGGUCCCUAGAGUGGUCCUUUAAAUGCAGUAAUAUGUUUUACCUAUUGAAUGCAAGCUAUAUGAUGUAUUUUUAGCAUUGCAACAAACAAGAGUUAACAUUUAAAGGUAUAUACCACUUCUGAAUUUAUAUUAGAUUUUUUUCAGUUUAUAGGGAAAACUGUUGCCUGGAUACAAUUCUAAAACAAUUUCCAUUUGUCCUUUGCAGACUUUACAUGCUGGAAAAAGACAGGUGCCAACUGCUGUGGCUUUCUGCAGUGUGCAUACCGGCAAGGAGGGCAGGGUUGAGGAGAGGGUGGAAGAUGAUGUGGAGGAUGAUGAGGUCCUAGACCCCACAUGGAAUCAAGUUUGGAGGAAGAGGCGCUGGUCGCACAGAGGCACCAGCACAGCAUAAGAGGGAGCAGGGUGCAAAAGCUGAGCAGCCGUCACCUAGCGCUCGUCGGCAUGUAUUAGCUUGAGAAUUACCAGUUAUCCAAGUAAUACAUGUAGCGAUCAAGGGAUCCAUAAUAGAGUCGAGCGAACCCGAACUGCAAAGUUCGGGUUCGUACCAGAUUUAACGAUCCAUUCGUAGUUUCACAGUCAGGUGGGCAGUCCGGUGACCAGGACCCAGACACUGUCUGGGCGGCGGUCGGACGACCAGGAACAAGUAUGCCUGAUGUUGAAGUUAGUGUGGAAUGGAUUAGCAGGGUCGGGUGCAGGGUAACCGCAUGCCCCUUGGUGUUGAGCACCAGCGUUUGUGCAGCCACAUACCAGGACCCUGAUGCAGCUUCAGUAAAAAGAGAACUGGAUACCAGAAGCCAUCACCAGACUGAUCCGCAACUUGGAACAGGAUGUGACAUUCACUGUAGCGGCUGUGCACGCUGUCGUCGUUCUCACCCUGCUGCUGCUCGCCUGUCUGCGCUGCAGCGUAACUUCGGCCUUCCCACUCACCGCCUCAUAAGACUGUGCGAGCAGCAGCAGGCAAUAGUGGAGUUUCAGCUGCAGCACGCAUGGGUCAGUGGCUCUGCACCAGACUUCCCUCCAAUUAAUCAGAGUUAAAGGAUUUCAAGUGGACUCAUUACAAUUACAGGGCCUCUAAAGAGUCCUGUGUGACGAGACCAAUCUCGCCACUGUGCAUUGGAGGAGCCUGGUUGCCCACCUGUUGCCUUUAGACUAUGGCCCCAUGUUGAAACGCUUUAUUUUCCCCUGCAAAGAAGCCAGGUCAUUCGGUGCUUGCCCUGUUUGAGCGGUGAUACCCCAGAUAGCUAUGCCAUGGAGCCCAUUCGUAUAAUGAAAGACUAUGGGAAAGACUUUGGCUCCAUGACAAUUGAACUGUAUGUGUGUGGUCUGAGUGCCAUUCAGUAAUAAUGUGUGCUCAGCCAUAAGCUAUCUGGGGAUAUGUUGCAUGUCUGUAUUUUAUGUAAUAAUGUAAUCUUGUGUGUUUUGUUGUAUUUUAUUGUCUUUUUACUGCCAUGUGCUUAAUGGAGUUUUGUCUCUGUCUUUGGAGAUAAUUGGAUUACUUCCCAAUUAUCUCCAGGAUAGAAGACUCUGUGGAACUGGUGUUGGGCAGAAAAGCCAUGCUUCCUUUCGUCACAAUGGACUUCGAUCUAUCUUUUGAACCACUGGACCAAUUUGGAUGAUUUUGACAUAUGUUUGUAUUUGGAAUAUGCUGAUUCUGAAAUGUACAUUUUAUGUGAAUGUGAUGCAUACUUUUAAAGUUAUGAAUAAUGUGGAAAAACUAUAUUUCUCUGCCGGUGAUAAUUACAUUACCCAUUGUGUAAGGUAAUUGUAUCACAGGCAGAGGGGAGGAUUUUGUGUGGGAGUGUCUGAGUGUGUUGUAUGUGUUUAUUGGUUGUUUUCCAAAACCCUGUGGGUGGUACUAAUGUGUAUAUAAGAAAAAUAAACCCACAGCUCUGGCUGUUCACUGCUUGACCCUCAAAACAGAGCCUUGUCUCGUUCUUGGGGUGAUUUAUUGUAUGCUGUUCCAGUUCGACUGCUAGGAGUGUAAACCUAUUCAUAUGGUUUUUCCUAUUUGGCUGUUUACAGCAUUCAUAUGGUUUCCUGUUCGCGGAUUGGUGUUCUGCAGUAGCUGUGCCUGUUUCUCUGGAAGGGAAGAUCCACUAAACGGCAGUUUAACCCUUUUGUGCCUGGGGGUGCCGUUACAUCCUGUAUUGUUAUUUGUCGUCACUACCUUCCCGUGUCGGGAGUGGGUCAUUUGUGCGCCUGCUUCCUUCCCUGCAUGUGGUAGCCGUUUCUCAGGGUCCCUGUACGGAAUGGAACCCUGAUUCCCGUUACACGUGGUCACCAUGGUAGGCGCAGAAACUGGCAUCGAAAGUUCAUAUGGAUGACAUCCGAAUGCAAAGUCGCCGUCACGGGGAUGUGUGAUUGGCCCGAGGUUCUCUAGAGUCAACAAAGUGCCUGCACAACUAUAAUGUAAACAGCUACUCUGCGGAACAGAGUUGUCUUUUUUAUAUGUCCCAAUAUUUUGGGGGCUACCCCAAUUAAAAAAUAUUUAUAUAUAUAUAUAUAUAUAUAUAUAUAUAUAUAUAUAUAUAUAAAUAACAGUGUUGGCUACCUCAUCCUCCUCCUCCACCGCUGCUUCCACGUACACCGCCACAGUCACCGCCUCCUCAAUCUAUGGGUCACUUAGUAUAAACUAUGUACACAAUAACAGAGGCUUGUGAAGGCCUUUCCUCAAUGCAUCAGGAGUUGUUCAUUUCUCCAUGCAUCAGGACUGUAAGAAAUGCACCACAGGCCGCAACUGUUUCUUUUUUUGUAUGUCCCAAUAUUUUGGGGGCUACCCCAAUUAAAAUAAAAUAAAAAUAUAUAUAUAUAAACAGUGUUGGCUACCUCAUCCUCCUCCUCCACCGCUGCUUCCACCUACACCGCCACAGUCACCGCCUCCACAACCUAUGGGUCACUUAGUAUAAACUAGGUACACAAUAGCAGAGGCUUGUGAAGGUCUUUUCUCCAUGCAUCAGGAGUUGAUCUCAGUUUGAACAAUGAAAGAGAAUACCCUGCACUCCAACCCUCUCUCAAAUGGAUAAUUCUGGUGAUCCUCCUGACAGCCAUGCUUUAGAUUUUAAUUUAUGUUCUUCCAUUUUAUGGCUCAGCUGUAUUUUUUAUUUUUAUGUAUUUUAUGUUAUUUUAAGUGAUUUACCUAUCCACAUUUGUUUGCAGGGCACUUGUCCUACUCUUAUCCCCAUUUUACUUCCUUCUGCAGCUCUCUAGCCCUUUCCAGGAGUGUUUUAGAGGCAUUUUUGUGCCCAAAAGUUCGGGUCCCCAUUGACUUCAAUGGGGUUCGGGGUCAAGUUCGGCCGAACCCGCCGGACCCGAACAUCCAGGUAUCUGCUCAACUUGAGUUAUGUUGUAUGCAUGAUGCUGGAGGUCUGUGCAUAAAAAGCAGAGUGUGGCAGAAUAAAGACUCGUACUCCCAGAACUGUUUGUCAUCUAGUAAGUGGGGAGGAGUAGAGUGUUUCACAUUCACAGUGCCUUGUUCCAGUUACUACGGAUCCAGUGGAGAAAACUUCUUGUCAAGACUAGAGCUCCGCUACAACAAUGUGGUGCUCUACGGGGCCAUCUGGAUAUUUUUUAUGGAAUUUAGUAAAUCAGGAUCCGACCGGGCCAUCAUUUGGUCCUGGUUUCAGCCAAACCCAUAGCCGCCGAAAGCCUGAAAAACUUAUCAAAGCCAUUAAAUUCAGGGCUGGAGGCUUCAACUUAAAAAAUUAAAAAACGAUUUGCCCACUUUCAUUGCAAAAAGCCAGCGGCAAACAGUUAAAAACCGACGGUGGUGCAAGUGAUAAUUAUGUUGCAGCAUAGGAUAAAAAUCCUUUGGGGGUCAAUACAACCCUAAAAUUGCUAUAAUAGAGGUAAUGUACCACCUGCCAUGCCUACUAAACUAAUCACUAAUCUUAAAAUUUGAUGUAGACUGGCCCUUACCCGCCGCACAGCAUUUGUUUAUGUAGACUCUCCCUUACCUGCCGCACAGCAUUCGUUUAUGUAGACUCGCCUUUACUUGCCGCACAGCAUUCGUUUAUGUAGACUUGCCCUUACCUGCCGCACAACAUUUGUUUAUGUAGACUCGCCCUUACCUGCCGCAUAGCAUUCGUUUAUGUAGACUCGACUUACCUGCCACACAGCAUUCGUUUAUGUAGACUUGCCCUUACCUGCUGCACAACAUUCGUUUAUGUAGACUCACCCUUACCUGCCGCACAGCAUUCGGUUAUGUAGACUCGCCCUUACCUGCCGCACAGUAUUCGGUUAUGUAGACUCGCCCUUACCUGCCGCACAACAUUCGUUUAUGUAGACUUGCCCUAACCUGCCGCACAGCAGGUGAAUCCUUUGACGCUUGGUUUAGGAUCUGGAUGUGAAAUCACCAAUAUUAAUAUGGAGACUGAACGCAUCCGGGCAAUUGCUGCAACUUUGCUCAGGCUGACCGAAUUCCACCCGUAUGUAUGAGAAUUGUCAUUGCAGUUGGAAUUCAGUCAUUUUCACCGGAUUUUGUCCAUCUGGUGUUUAGUGAAUAACCCUGUGUUUAAUGAUUACCUUAUACAUUAUUUUGUAUUUUAAAUAUUAUAUCAAUAUUUUUAUUAUUAUUAUAUUACAUUAGUGUCAUUAUUAUUAUUAGGAGCAAUUUCAUUAUAUCAUGACAUUAUUAGUAAUAUAAUUGUAAUAAUCAUUUUAACAAUAAUCACUUAUAUCAUCUAUAACUUGCGUUAAAGGAACACUGUAACGUUAGAAAAACACAAGUGUAUUCCUAACGAUAUCAUGUCCCUCUUGCUCCCCUCCCCCCUACCAACACACACCGAAACUGCAAGGGUUAAAACCCGAUCUGCCUUGGUGCAGCUUUAAUGCUCUGUUACCCAACAUGGGAGGUCAAUGCCAUGCGUGAGUGCUGCAAGCGCAGUAGGCUCUCGUCAUAGGAGAGCAUUGCUUCAAUACUUUCCUAUAGAGAUUUAACUGACACUGGAUGCAUGCAGAGCGUGAGGAUGUCCAGGGUCAGUAAGGCAACAAAAAGUCACCUAGGAAGCAGGAAGUGCCUCUAGUCUGAUUGACACUCGAUAGAGGCAGUCUUAGUCCUGCAAUGUAAUGACUGCAGUUUGAUAUACAUUGCAGGACUAAAGUGGACAGGAUCAUGAGCUGAAGUGGUCUGGGUUCGUAUAGUGUCUCUUCAACCUUUUUCAUGAGAUGCUUACUUUUCUUUUAAAUUUAUAUUGAAGAUUUAGCAAAUUACAACAUAAACGCGUUCAACCAAGGCACAGCCAGGGCACACAUUGCAAAUGAAAAGGAGAAACAUUGUUUAAUUUCUCCUCCUCUCUCUAUGCUGACUGCCAGGUGUAAAGGGCGGAGCUUAUAACAAUGAUUGACAGGGAGCUAAGAUGGAGGCGGCUCUCUCUAUACUGACUGCCAGGUGUAAAGGGCGGAGCGUAUAACAAUGAUUGACAGGGAGCCAAGAUGGAGGCGGGUCUCUCUAUACUGACUGCCAGGUGUAAAGGGCGGAGCUUAUAACAAUGAUUGACAGGGAGCUAAGAUGGAGGCGGCUCUCUCUAUACUGACUGACAGGUGUAAAGGGCGGAGCUUAUAACAAUGAUUGACAGGGAGCUAAGAUGGAGGCGGCUCUCUCUAUACUGACUGAUAGGUGUAAAGGGCGGAGCUUAUAACAAUGACUGACAGGGAGCUAAGAUGGAGGUGGCUCUCUCUAUAAUGACUGCCAGGUGUAAAGGGCGGAGCUUAUAACAAUGAUUGACAGGGAGCUAAGAUGCUCUCUAUACUGGACUGCCAGGUGUAAAGGCGGAGCUUAUAACAAUGAUUGACAAUGAUUGACUACGGAGCUAAUGAUGGAGCGGCUCUCUCUAUACUGACUGCUGCAGUGUGGCAUAUAACAAUGAUUGACAGGGAGCUAAGAUGAAGGUGGCUCUCUCUAUACUGACUGCCAGGUGUAAAGGGCGGAGCUUAUAACAAUGAUUGACAGGGAGCUAAGAUGGAGGCGGCUCUCUCUAUACUGACUGCCAGGUGUAAUGGGCGGAGCUUAUAACAAUGAUUGACAGGGAGCUAAGAUGGAGGUGGCUCUCUCUAUACUGACUGCCAGGUGUAAAGGGCGGAGCUUAUAACAAUGAUUGACAGGGAGCUAAGAUGGAGGCGGCUCUCUCUAUACUGACUGCCAGGUGUAAUGGGCGGAGCUUAUAACAAUGACUGACAGGGAGCUAAGAUGGAGGCGCUCUCUCUAUACUGACUGCCAGGUGUAAAGGGCGGAGCUUAUAACAAUGAUUGACAGGGAGCUAAGAUGGAGGCGGCUCUCUCUAUACUGACUGUCAGGUGUAAAGGGCGGAGCUUAUAACAAUGAUUGACAGGGAGCUAAGAUGGAGGCGGCUCUCUCUAUACUGACUGUCAGGUGUAAAGGGCGGAGCUUAUAACAAUGAUUGACAGGGAGCUAAGAUGGAGGCGGCUCUCUCUAUACUGACUGCCAGGUGUAAAGGGCGGAGCUUAUAACAAUGACUGACAGGGAGCUAAGAUGGAGGUGGCUCUCUCUAUACUGACUGCCAGGUGUAAAGGGCGGAGCUUAUAACAAUGAUUGACAGGGAGCUAAGAUGGAGGCGGCUCUCUCUAUACUGACUGCCAGGUGUAAAGGGCGGAGCUUAUAACAAUGACUGACAGGGAGCUAAGAUGGAGGUGGUUCUCUAUACUGACUGCCAGGUGUAAAGGGCGGAGCUUAUAACAAUGAUUGACAGGGAGCUAAGAUGGAGGCGGCUCUCUCUAUACUGACUGCCAGGUGUAAUGGGCAGAACUUAUAACAAUGAUUGACAGGGAGCUAAGAUGGAGGCGGCUCUCUCUAUACUGACUGCCAGGUGUAAUGGGUGGAGCUUAUAACAAUGAUUGACAGGGAGCUAAGAUGGAGGUGGCUCUCUCUAUACUGACUGCUAGGUGUAAAGGGCGGAGCUUAUAACAAUGACUGACAGGGAGCUAAGAUGGAGGUGGCUCUCUCUAUACUGACUGCCAGGUGUAAAGGGCGGAGUUUAUAACAAUGAUUGACAGGGAGCUAAGAUGGAGGUGGCUCUCUCUAUACUGACUGCCAGGUGUAAAGGGCGGAGCUUAUAACAAUGAUUGACAGGGAGCUAAGAUGGAGGCGGCUCUCUCUAUACUCACUGCCAGGUGUAAAGGGCGGAGCUUAUAACAAUGAUUGACAGGGAGCUAAGAUGGAGGCGGCUCUCUCUAUACUGACUGCCAGGUGUAAAGGGCGGAGUUUAUAACAAUGAUUGACAGGAGCUAAGAUGGAGGCGGCUCUCUCUAUACUGACUGCCAGGUGUAAAGGGCGGAGCUUAUAACAAUGAUUGACAGGGAGCUAAGAUGGAGGUGGCUCUCUCUAUACUGACUGCCAGGUAUAAAGGGCGGAGCUUAUAACAAUGAUUGACAGGGAGCUAAGAUGGAGGUGGCUCUCUAUACUGACUGCCAGGUGUAAAGGGCGGAGCUUAUAACAAUGAUCGACAGGGAGCUAAGAUGGAGGUGGCUCUCUCUAUACUGGCUGCCAGGUGUAAAGGGCGGAGCUUAUAACAAUGACUGACAGGGAGCUAAGAUGGAGGUGGCUCUCUCUAUACUGACUGCCAGGUGUAAAUGGCGGAGCUUAACAAUGAUUGACAGGGAGCUAAGAUGGAGGUGGCUUUCUCUAUACUGACUGCCAGGUGUAAAGGGCGGAGCUUAUAACAAUGAUUGAUUGACAGGGAGCUAAGAUGGAGGCACCCAGUUACACGAUAAAACGUGGUGAAUUUAAUUUUAUUUUCACACCUAACGAAUACAUAUCUGUUAAAUAUAGGGAUAAGUAAACAUAAUGUAAAAAAUGCUGGGCCUUUAAUAAAUGACGGUGUUUUUAUAAUCACAGAUCAGAGCUUCGUACUUGUUGCAAUGCCGGCAGCAAUCUCCUGGUCACACAAGCUAACACUCACAUUGGAGAUAAUAUCACAUACGAAACCCAAAGGGACAAACACAUUGUGGUGAAAGAAAACAUCUAUAAAAUGUUUCCUAAGGUAGGUGUAAAAAUCUACCCCUUCUAUAUCCCUACUCUCCUCUUCCUGGGGGACCUAUCCCAUCAGACUGCCCUAUCCCAACAGACUGCCCUACCCCACAGACUGCCCUACCCCAUCAGACUGCCCUAUCCCACAGACUGCCCUACCCCAUCAGACUGCCCUACCCCAUACCCCAACAGACUGCCCUAUCCCAACAGACUGCCCUACCCCAUCAGACUGCCCUACCCCAUCAGACUGCCCUAUCCCAACAGACUGCCCUACCCCAUCAGACUGCCCUACCCCAUCAGACUGCCCUAUCCCAACAGACUGCCCUAUCCCAUCAGACUGCCCUACCCCAUUAGACUGCCUAACCUCUCUCAACCCUCCUCUAAUGUUCCUCUUAGUUAGAUCAAUAUUCCACUGCUCUCCCGAUAAAAGAAAAUCAUAAAACUGUAUCCUCAGAAUAUAACAGGAGGUGCAAUAAGUUCCUAAAAGGGGAACUUUAGAGUUAGCCCCCCUAACAAAAAAUAAAACAAAUUCUCAAAAUAAUGUACCUCGUCAAAAAGCUUUUUGUUCCUGGAGGGCACCUUAUCAAUAGCCGGACUGGUGUGACUACUAAUUUGUGCCAUUUCUUUUUACAGGUCUCGCCCUUCCCUGAUAAGCUGUAUAGACGCUGUGCCGUGGUGGGAAAUGGGGGAAUAUUACUAGACAGUCGCUGCGGCUCGGAGAUCGACCAGGCGGACUUUGUGUUCAGGUAGUUUUCAGUGUCACUAAAUCAUUAAUAAACACAUAUAGCAGUCUGACAGUAAUGUGUAAUAAUCAAUAUGACAUGUUAAAUAGGGAUAAGCACGGGUGAAAAUUUUGUUUUGUUUCAUUCGUUUAUUUUCUCAUUUGGGUUCAUCAGCAAUUCUGUUAAUUUUCAAACACUGUAAUUGUGCCUGGAUGGUGAUUGCUAACUUUUUUCCCAUCAAGCACAACCAUUCAUUUACCUUUCCUGACCUACCUCGGCCACUAGUUUGUCAUCACUGCCAAGCCUUCGUAGUGGGGAGAUUGUGAGUAUGAAGGGGUUAAUAACCAGUCUUUUAUACCUCUAUUCCCUAACAGAGCACAAAGUAACAUUAAUAAAUCCCAAAUCACUGCCACUAACUAAACCUUUUAUUGGGCUUUUCGGUCUACCCUCAUAAUAGAGUUUUAUAAACCCAAAAGUUUUGAACUGAUAAGACACGGUACCCUCCUUAAUUCUAUCCUAAAUGUAAACUUGUGCACCACCUCCAUAUUCUAAACAUUAUGUUAUUUUAUGCUGGGAAUACAGGGAGAGACAAACUCCAAUCUCUGGUUUUGUCAAUGUGGCGGAACCAACCUCGCCACUGGCCUCUGGAGGAGCCUGGUUGCCCACCUCUUGCCGCUGGACUAUGGCCCUGCAUUAAAAACCUUUUAUUUUCCCUAUGUGAGCAGUGUUAACCCAGAUAGCUAAGCCAUGGAGCCCAUUCGUAUACCGAAAGACUAUGGGAAAGACUUUGGCUCCAUGGCGAUUGAACUGUAUGCAUGUGAUCUGAGCGCCAUCCGGUAGUAAUGGGCGCUGAGAUCUAAGCUAUCUGGGGAUAGGUAGAAUGUGUAUGUUCUAUGUGUUGAAUGUAACAGUAUGUAAUUUUAUGUAAUCUAUUGUCUUUUUACUGCCAUGUGGUUAAUGGAGUUUUGCCUCUGUCCUUGGAGAUAAUUGGAUUACUUCCCAAUUAUCUCCAGGAUAGAAGACUCUGUGGAACUGGUUUUAGGCAGAAAAACCAUGCUUCACUUGGUCAAAUAGGACUUUCCCUUAACUUGUUAACCCCUGAACCGAUUGCCCUGAUUUUUGAAUAUGUGUAUAUUUCAAUCAUGCGGAUUCUGAAUAUGUAAUUUUUAUGAAGAUUGGAUGUAUAUUUUUAAAGUUAUAGCACAUGUAUAAAAACUGUAUUUUUCCUGCUUGUGAUAAUUGUAGAUUAUGCUAGCUUUAGUGUACCUAUAAUCUUAAUUAUAUUAAUGACAGGAGGCGAGUAUUUGCUUAAGUCUCUCUUUACUAGAACUCCACAGCAGCACUGAAAAACAACCAAUCAGAAAAAAGUUAGGUACUAUAAAACUCCCCUCCCCAUGCAUCAUUUCCUCUUUCAAGCUGCGACAAAAACAGAACAAAAGGCAGAAAACAUAAUGGGGAAGAAACAAAGUCCUAGAUACGAUGAAUACAACGAUGUCCACCAUCCGAGAAGAACUGCCAAACCAGAUAGUGUUGAUGCACUGUAAACUGAAACAAGAGAAAAACAGAAUCGAACAGGUUGAUUAUCCAAUGAAAUGUACUCUGAAUAAACAUGUAGGUACCCAAUGUAGCAACCAAAAGUACCUGAAUAUGUAGAUAUUCCAACCCUACUUGUGAAAAAACAGACAUAAGAACAGGCGACAGGUAGCAGAGACAACAAGCAGAGUUGCAUACGUACCUGAUUAAUCCAAACUAUUAAAAUUAAACAAGGGAGGGAUAAGAAUGGGUGGGAAAUACUCGCCUCCUGUCAUUAAUAAAAUGAAGAUUAUAGGUACACUAAAGCUAGAAUAAUCUACAAUUUUAUAACAUGACAGUAGGCUUUGUAUUUGCUGUUUUAACGCUCAGUCAACAAAUCCAAUGCUGUUUGUUUCGCUGGUACCUAUUCCGGGAGCUAUCCGAGCAAUCCUAAAUGGACUUUCCAACUGCGAUAAAUGACAAUAGACCGAUCGGUGAAGAUGCCAGUUGACGAUGCAUCCCAAAUACGGAAAAAAACACCAUCCGCUGAUAAAUCCAUUGUACGUGGGGUUGCAACCUGUUUCCUACCAGCCAGUCCAUGAGCUGCCAAGCUGACCUGUUAGCCAUUUCCCUGUAGUUAUAAAAUGUCGAAGGUCAUUUGCGGACUUAGGGCCGCGAUAAGACACUGCCACCAUGUCUCAUCUGUGUAAGGUGGCUCCACCGAUCAUGCCCGGGUCACCCGGCGAUGUGGCCUUGCAGGCAGAUCUUCAAUCUCAAGGAAUGCACCUAAGUCCACCAAUUCUGCAAUAGAACCGAGUAGGAUCUUUCGUUCCCUGAUGGCCUACCUGGUGAGAUGUCUCAUCCGAGAAUACAUUUAUUAUGCAGGCAAGAGUGUGGCAAACUAGCUCUAUCCCAAGUGAUUCCAAUAUUCCAACUGGACUGUGUUAUCCAUGGCUGCGGUGGAGAAAGGACUCCAAAAAGGACGUCCAAUCAAGGUCCCAAACUGAACUUAAGUCAAGUAAGCCCCACUGAACAGGGCCAGGGGCUAACCUUACGCAGGAAUAACUACCGAUAUCUAGAUGGAUAUCUGGAGGCAGUUAGAGGGUUAGUUGUUAAAGACAAGGAAACACCGUGUCCCCCUGUAGGCGUCUGAGUACCGGUCCCUGCCUGUGCGAAGUUCUCCUUGGAGAUGUGCCGUUGCCGGGCUGGUGUAAACCGUGGAUGCAUGCCCGGGGUCUUCAUAAGAAACCUUGCCCUUCAGGCAUGAGGUUUAGGGCCUUUACCCUUCCCACCAUACUCAGGUGGCCGUAUACUCUUGGAUAGUAUGGCAACGGUGCUUGCCUGGACACCUGCCUAUCUCCAUGUCACUAGUGGGUACUGGGUUUUCCUCAGUGAUAUUCCCCCAGGCCUGCGGCCAAAAGGGGGUCGGCACCCAUAGAGCAGGCCCGUCAGAAGGGCACAGGCCCAGCAGGCCAAACGAAUGGGCACAGAAUAGUUGGCCAAUCAAAUAGGCACAGACAUAGCAGGCCAAUCAUUGGGGCACAGACAUAGCAGGCCAGUCAAUGGGGCACAGACAUAGCAGGCCAGUUAAUGGGGCACAGACAUAGCAGGCCAAUCAAAGGGGCACAGACAUAGCAGGCCAAUCAAAGGGGCACAGACAGAGCAGGCCCGUGAUAGCGUUCCGACAGCCGUAGGGCCCAUCUGCGUGUGUAGAGUCCACUAUAUAUAUAUAUAUAUAUAUAUGUGCGUAAUGAAACAGGAAAACCUUGGGUUAAAUAAUUUCAAUAUGUAAAACCCACUAGCAGGGUAGUAAUGUGAUUAUAACAGUAUUUUUACAUAAUACCUCUGGAUUAAGUUGCUAUAAUGUCUCCAGUCUAAUAUCACAGAUGUUACAGCCGCUAGUGAUGAAGUGCUAUACCACUAUACAGGGAACUGGCAGACUUUAAUGUUUGGCCAAAGGCAGAAAACCAAACUGCAGACAUCUCAGAGCAGUACAGGGUGUACUGCCUAAAGCCUAUUCUCCAGCCCAGCAAAAUAUUUAUAUAAAAUUAUAUAAAUGUGGAGUCAUCUUGGGUUAUAGAUUAACCCUGAGCAGGGUGAAGGGCCCUCAUCUGAUAUAAAAAACAAAACAAAACAAAAAACUCCGGCCAUGAUCGGAAUCCGGCCUUGAUAGGAACAGACAGGGGGAGGGGCUGCGAGCGGUCGCACCCUCCCCCACCCGGUCGGACACACGUCUCGAGCUCCCCUGCGACCGGAAAAAACACACACAGGACCGCCGAAAAUGAACUCUGCGGUUCCGGAGCUCGGGGAUCGAAAGAGGCAGAUGCAGUCAGCCUCCUGAAGCCCCCGAGCGGCGCACACAGACACCGCCAGACAGAAGGACAAAGGCGGAACAAAAAAAUAUAACAACGAGCAUACACAAAGUUGGGAGACAGACAGGGGGACAAGGCCAAGGGGAUAGAGGGGACAGGGGGAUAGAGAGGGGACAGGGGGAUAGAGGGGACAGGAAGACCCCCCAGAAAUCAAAACUAAAUAUGUAUAUAACAGUGAUAGCCUGAACUUUCAAGUAAAAAUAAAGUCCCACAGGGGUUUUAACAAAACUGCAUGUGUAAGGAAAAUUUACACAUGGCCAAGGUAAUACUGCAUAUAAAAUGAAUCCCACAAGGCCUUAAUAAAAAAUUCUGAAAAGAUAUUCAAUAUAUAAGCAUAAAAAUCCCACAAGGGAAAAUAAAAUACUGAAUAUGAAGAAAUAAAUCCCACAAGGAACAUAACAAUAUUGUAUUAUAAAAAUAAAAUCCCCAAGGAUUAUAACAACUGCAUUAUAAAAAUAAAAUCCCACAUGGAUUAUAACAAUACUGCAUUAUAAAAAUAAAAUCACACAAGGAUUAUAACAAUACAGCAUACAGGAAUAAAUUCAUACAAGGAUUAUAACAAUACUACAUUUAUAAGGUUAAAAUACUGAAUAUAAGCAAUAAAAUCCCAAAGCCACCCACUAGAAGCAGGAGGCAGUUUCCUGUACUGACUGCGGAGCAGCAAAGAAAGAGGAAAUGAUGCAUGGGGAGGGGAGUUUUAUAGUACCUAACUUUAUUCUGAUUGGUUGUUUUUCUGUGCUGCUGUGGAGUUCUAGUAAAGAGAGACUUAAGCAAAUACGAAGCCUCCUGUCAUGUGUGACAGACCCAUCUGUAUGGACUAAAAGUACUGUUUUCGUCUGUUUUGCCGUUUGCAUGAAUUUCCCCGUUCGUAUGCUUUGUUUAAGAGAAUGUCUUUUUUUGUCGAACGGAACUACCGAACGGACGGCCACCCAGAAGAGAAGUGUGCUGCUGGUUAACCUAUUGAUCCCAAUUAGAAUGUUGCAGUUAACCACAGACACUUCUCAAUUAAAACCGAAUACAGGGUGGUCGUCGUUCGUAUGUCGACCACGAGGCGGCGGCCAUUUUAACUAUGCGAAAGCCCAGCGGUGUUCGACGGUUAUUCCCUGGAACUAAAAACUGACACUUUUUCAACCAAACACCGCUGAAGCCGUCGACCUCCCCUUCUCAAUCGACAAAAGCAUACGAAUACCGGCCGUUCGGGAGAUUUAAUAACACGAAUGGACUUAACCCAGAUAGCCUUCCCAUGGAGUCAAUCGCAUACCGAAUGUGACAGACCCAUCUGUAUGGACUAAAAGUACUGUGUUCGUCUGUUUUGCCAUUUGCAUGAAUUCCCCAUUCGUAUGCUUUGUUUAAGGGAAUGUCUUUUUUUUGUCGAACGAAACUACCGAACAGACGGCCACCCAGAAGAGAAGUGUGCUGCUGGUUAACCUAUUGAUCCCAAUUAGAACGUUGUGGUUAACCACAGACACUUCUCAAUUAAAACCGAAUACCGGGUGGUCGUCGUUCAUAUGUCGACCACGAGGCGGCGGCCAUUUUAAACCAUGCGAAAGACCAGCGGUGUUCGACGGUUAUUUCAUGGAACUGAAAACGGAAACUUUUUCAACCGAACACCGCUGAAGCCGUCGACCUCCCCUUCUCAAUCGACAAAAGCAUAUGAAUGCCGGCCGUUCGGGAGAUUCAACAACACGAAUGGACUUAACCCAGAUAGCCUUCCCAUGGAGUCAAUCGCAUACCAAAGAACUGUAAUAAACUUUGACUCCAUGGCGAUUGAACUAUGCGAAUGGGAUCUGAGCGCUAUUCGCCAAUAAUAUGCACUCAGAUCUAGGCUAUCUGGGGAUGUGUUACACAAAUACAAUAUGUUCGGCAAUUAGAAAGUUACAUAUUUUAAUGUGUUUUAUAACUUUGAGUUAAAAUGGCGAUUUGCCUCUGCUCAGGGAGAUAAUUGAAUUACUUAUCAAUUAUCUCCCGAGCAGAGGGGAAGAAACUGUGAUGCAUGCUGGGAAUAUUAGGGGGAUGUAUGUCCAGAAUGUCCCCAUGUCCUUCUGUCAUUUCAGUCUCCCAUUUGGUCCCCUAGGGGAGUGUCCACCAAGUGGGAGACCUGCAUAAAUAUGGGCAGGUAGCCCACAGUAAACUCAGUUUGUGUUUUACCCUCAAAGCGGAGCUUGGUCUCGUUAUAGGGGGGAUUUUAUUACCGGCGACGAGAGACUGCUUACUGGAAUUAUUGGCCGCUUGGAAAAUAUUGGCGUUCAGCUAAUAUUGGCAGUUCGUGUAUUUGGAGCUCGUGAAGGGAAAGAGCCGUACAGGUACCGUUCGGGAGUUUGGAGUGUUCCCUAGCUGGCGGUUCGCAUGAUUAUACUGUAUACGCUACCAGACCACAUUAUUGCGAAUGGGGAGUGUAACAGACCGUUUUGCACACAAGGGGUAAAAACCGUUUAGGCGAUUGGCCCCCCCCCUUUCCAGAGAUACCGGCACAGCUACUGCAGAACACCAAACUCCCGAACUGGAUACAAAAUAGCACUCCAACUCCCGAACUGGAACCUCCCAAAUAGCUGCUAGCAAACAAACAGGAAAAGCAGACAAUCAGCUUACACUCCUGGCAAUCAGUCUCUAACAGCAUACAGUGAAUCCCCCCAAGAACGAGACAAGGCUCCGUGUUGAUGGUCAAGCAGUGGUCUGAGGUGCUGGCACACCCAGCCUGGUUUUUAUUACAGUCUUGCAAAUACAGGACCGCCCACAGGGAGGUAUAAAACAACCAAUCACAUUCACAUAAAAUUACAUAUUCACAAUCAAUCCAUUCAGGGGAACAACAUAUUAAAAAAUGGCAUGAAUCAGACCAGGGGUUCAAAAGUUAGUAAAAAGUAUCUUUUGUACCCUGGCUGGCAGCAUGGCUAUCUGGCUCAAACAGGUUUUACAGAGCCCUCUAUCCUGGACAAUGGGGAAAGUAAUCCAGUUAUCCAGGGAUAGAGGCAGACUCCACUGAGCACAUGGGGACACAAAGACAGUAAAACACUUUAAAAUACAUCAGGUAAGACACCUUACAUUAAAACUAUACAUUUUUUCCCCAGAUAGCUCAGGUCUGAGCGCACAUUAUUAAGUGAAUGGCGCUCAGACCACACGAAUACAGUUUAAUCGCCAUGGAGCCAAAGUCUUUACAGUCAGUUUAAUACGAAUGGGCUCCAUGGGAUAUCACAUUCAAACAAAUCUACCGAACCCAAGGCAGAAAAGCAUGAAUGAAGCUUUUCUGCAGGUAAAAAAGAUGUCUUUUAACAGGGGGCCAUAGUCCAGAGGCAGCAGGCGAGCAACCAGGCUUCUCCAAUGCAAUGUGGCGAGAUUGGUCUCGUCACAUUGAGCAUUCACUAAACGGCGGUUUGUACAUUUGCUACUGGAGGUACCGUAACAACUGGUGGCAAGCGACGGGAUGAUCCUCAGCGCCCAAAGAGACCACUACAACCAGGACUAAAUGGAAUUACAAUACCAGAACCUGAGAAGAGCUACCCUGAAAGAUUUAUUAGAGCAAAGAGGCGGACAAGCCAGUAACCUCAGGAAGAGGGAUAUUAUUACACUAUUGCUGGAAAUGGAUGGAGUACCAGCGGCAGAGGGAACCAAUGGACCCAGCACAGCUGACAGAACCCCCGAGGAGGCAAGCUUUGACUGGGCGGUAAGAAUCAGGCUGGCACAUUAUGGUCCCAACCCAUCUGCAGAGAUCAUCGACCGGGUCAUGGCCGCUGUGGAGGCCAACCUGCUGCGCCAAAGCGGUGCUGCAGCAGCCCCAAUCACAGCAAACCUGGGAGAAAGAAAGAAGGUGCCGUUUACUGCGUUUAAAGCCUUCAAUGAGACAGAAGGAGAGAUUGAUGGGUACCUUGCUGAUUUUGAGCGGCAAUGUGCCCUGCACAAGGUACCCCUGAAGACUGGGUUACUAUAUUGUCCGGCAAGUUAUCCGGCUGGGCCAGCGAGGCUUUUCGGGCCAUUCCUGAUGAGGAGAUCGGGGAUUAUGUGGCAGUCAGGGAAGCUUUACUCUCCCGGUAUGCUGUUACACCCGAGGCAUACAGGAGGAGGUUCCGAGACACUGUUAAAACAUCUGGGGACUCGUACGUUGAAUGGGCAUGCAAAGUGCACCGCACAGCUGCCCACUGGAUGGCGGGGUGCCAGGCUGUGUCCGGAGAAGAAGUGCUACAGAUGUUUCUGUUGGAACAUUGUUUUGACAAAUUACCAGCAGGGGUCAGAGAGUGGGUAAGGGACCAUAAACCCUCCACUCUACAUGAAGCAGCUCGCCUGGCGGAUGAGUAUACAGAUGCUCGCAAACUGGACAGUUUCAUCAGUAAGGCUCCCACCAGAGUGGAGUACAGGCCAGCAGCACCAACAGCAGCUACAAUCUAUCAACCCCCAAUGAAUCGUCCAUCAGCACCCCCUUCAUCCGCCCAGUAUCAACAGUCACCCCGGUUUAAUUCACGGGAGUACGCACAACCCAUUCGGUGCUACCUAUGCAAGCAGCUAGGGCACAAGCGACCGGAGUGCCCGAUGAACAGCACCAACAAGAACCAGUCCUGGAGGAGAUCAGCCGGUGGCAAUCCACGUCCUCCUCUCCCAGCCGCUCACUGUGUAGAGGGGGAGGAGUGCUGGGGCAUCUUGCAUGAGGCAGACCCCGUUCAGGCUGCCCACCGGGAUAACAGACAGCACCACCGGCAAUGUGUAAAAGUAAACGGGAAGGAGGUCAGUGGUCUAUGGGAUACCGGUGCAACAAUGACUUUGCUCCAGAAACACCUGGUAUCCGAAGCCCAACAUACCGGGGACACGGUCGCAGUGCGAGUAGCCGGUGGUGCUGUGUUUCGUCUACCCGUUGCCCCGGUACAUUUGGAUUGGGGAGUGGGCGCUAGACAUGUGAAUGUGGGGGUCAUGAAGGACUUACCAGCAGAUGUCCUCCUUGGCAAUGACUUGGCGCCCCUUGUUUCAGCCUUCGCUCCCAUGGGUCCCGCUGAAGUGGAUGCUGUCACGACCCGUGCCCAGACCCGUGCCGCCGAGACCGGCCCACCUGCUGCUGAGACCCAGGUAAGACUCUCUACCCCGACUUGUACCUUAGACCAGGCCCCUUUAGGCUGGGAUACCCCAGAGAUGUACUGGAAGGAAACUAGGGAAGACCCGAUGCUGGCGAAGUACAGGGCCAGGGCCGAUUCUGGGGGAGAAGGAGUAGAUGGGGAGCACUAUGAGUGGCUGUACAGGAUCCCGAAACCGUCCCAGAAACCGAGUACCCCUCCGCAGAAUCGACAGCUAGUGGUACCUGCAAAAUACCGGCAGGAGAUUCUGCAGAUUGGGCAUGAUGUGCCGUUAGCAGGCCAUCUAGGUUCCCGCCGCACAGCUCAUAGAAUCACACAAAACUUUUUCUGGCCCAAUUUUAACCGAGAUGUGUGGGUUUAUUGUAGCACGUGUGACACCUGUCAACGGGUAGGUAAGCGGGGGGAUCACCCAAAAGCUAGGCUUCAGUCGAUGCCUAUCAUUGGAGAACCCUUUUCCCGCAUAGCCGUUGACAUUGUGGGUCCACUGGCCAGGGCUAGCCCAUCAGGUAAGAAAUACAUUCUUACCGUGGUGGACUAUGCCACACGUUAUCCAGAGGCAGUAGCGCUGUCUAAUAUAGAGGCAGAGACGGUUGCUGAUGCCCUGGUUAAAAUUUUCACUAGGGUCGGGUUCCCUCAGGAGAUUCUCUCCGAUCAGGGAACUCAGUUCACCGCUGUGCUUACCCAGCAGCUGUGGAAGGUGUGCGGUAUUAAACCUCUGCUUAGCUCACCUUAUCACCCACAGACUAACGGUCUCUGCGAGCGAUUUAAUGGCACCCUCAAACAGAUGUUGAGGACCUUUACUGACACUUGCAGAGACUGGGAGCGAUUCCUGCCUCAUCUGCUAUUUGCAUACAGAGAGGUGCCCCAGGAAUCUACUGGGUUCUCCCCCUUUGAGUUACUCUAUGGGAGAAGGGUCCGUGGACCCCUAGAUCUCAUUAGAGGACACUGGGAGGGGGAGACAGAGCAAGAAGGGACCCCCAUAGUACCAUAUGUCCUGGAACUCCGGGACCGCAUGGAGAAACUAUCCCUGAUGGUAAGGGAGAAUCUCCAGGCGACCCAGGGGAGACAGAAGCGGUGGUACAAUCGGGGUGCCCGACAGUGGGUCUUCCAGGUUGGGCAGAAGGUUCUGGUGCUCAAGCCUGUGAAGACGAACAAGAUGCAAGCAUCUUGGCAGGGCCCAUAUAAAGUGUUAGCUCAGGUAUGUGAUACUACCUACCUUAUAGCCAGCUGUUCAGAUGAAAGGAUUCAGCGAUCCUUCCAUGUGAACAUGCUGAAGGAGUAUCAGGAACGACCAGAGGAUGUUGCGGCAGUAUGUGCCCCAGCUACUGACGACCCCGAGAAUUUACCUUUACCUGACUUGUUAGAGAAGGAUCCCCAGACAGACCUUACUAGUCUUGUACAGCUAGGAGACCGGCUAAACCUGGCAGAGAAGGUACAGGCAAGACAGCUUCUGUGGGAGAAGCAGGCGACGUUCCCCAAGAACCCUGGUACAACACCCUAGCUGUGCACAAGGUCGAGACACCUGGACGAACCCCCAUACCGUAUCCCUGAAGCAGUCCGAGAAGGAAUGCGGAAGGAGAUACAAGAGAUGACCAGGCUGGGGGUUAUCGAGCACUCAGACAGCCCUUGGGCCUCGCCUGUAGUCCUGGUGCCUAAGAAAGAUGGGACCACCCGGUUCUGUGUGGACUACAGGCGGCUCAACGAGCGGACCACCACUGACGCCUACUCAAUGCCCUGGGUAGACGAGUUAUUAGACCGCAUUGCCAGGGGGCGCUACCUGACCACCAUUGACCUGUGUAAAGGUUAUUGGCAGAUCCCCCUGGCCGAGGAUGCUAUCCCUAAGUCGGCAUUCGUCACCCCAUUUGGCCUGUACCAGUUUAAGGUUAUGCCAUUUGGGAUGAAGAAUGCUCCGGCUACUUUCCAGCGUAUGGUGGAUAGGCUCCUCGAUGGCUUCCAGGACUUUGCAUGCGCAUACCUGGAUGACAUUGCGGUCUACAGUGAGUCCUGGGAAGACCAUUUAGUACACGUGGGGGGUGGUACUGGACAAGAUUCGGGCCGCAGGCCUGACCUUGAAGCCAGACAAGUGCCAUCUAGGUAUGGCAGAAGUACAGUACUUGGGUCACAGAGUAGGAUGUGGAAGCCAGAGACCGGAGCCGGCCAAGGUAGAGGCUGUAGCUUACUGGCCCACACCAUUCACCAAGACCCAAGUGCUGGCCUUCCUGGGGACGGCAGGGAAUUACCGACGUUUUGUUCCCGACUACAGUACGGAUGCCUAGCCCUUGACUGACCUGACUAAGAAGAAUUUACCUAAGCAGGUCCUGUGGUCUUCAGCUUGUGAAGCCGCGUUUCAAGCACUUAAACAGGCUCUUGUAAAUGCCCCUGUCCUGGCUGCCCCAGUCCCUAACAAACGUUUCUUGUUCAUACAGAUGCUUCCAUGUAUGGACUGGGGAAUGUGCUGAGCCAGGUCGGGGAAGAUGGAGGAGAGCACCCUGUCGCAUACCUAAGCAGAAAGUUACUACCCCGGGAAGUGAGUUAUGCGGCAGUGGAGAAAGAGUGUUUAGCCCUGGUCUGGGCACUGAAGAAAUUGAGCCCUUAUUUGUACGGGCAGGAGUUUUCCCUUAUAACGGAUCACAAUCCCCUUGUCUGGCUUAACCGGGUCUCAGGAGACAAUGGCAGACUGCUGAGGUGGAGUUUGGCACUGCAGCCUUACAACUUCACCAUCAGCUACCGACCCGGUUAGCAGAAUGGGAAUGCGGAUGGGCUAUCCCGGCAAACAGACGUCCCUACUCCUUCCCAGUCCGGUCAUCCCCAAGUUGACCUGCCAAAGGGUCAAGCCGGGUCUGCCGGAGUGUUCCACAAGGGGGGAGCCGUGUGACAGACCCAUCUGUAUGGACUAAAAGUACUGUUUUCGUCUGUUUUGCCGUUUGCAUGAAUUUCCCCGUUCGUAUGCUUUGUUUAAGGGAAUGUCUUUUUUUGUCGAACAGAACUACCGAACGGACGGCCACCCAGAAGAGAAGUGUGCUGCUGGUUAACCUAUUGAUCCCAAUUAGAACGUUGCGGUUAACCACAGACACUUCUCAAUUAAACGAAUACAUGGUGGUCGUCGUUCGUAUGUCGACCACGUGGCGGCGGCCAUUUUAACUAUGCGAAAGCCCAGCGGUGUUCGAUGGUUAUUCCCUGGAACUGAAAACUGACACUUUUUCAACCGAACACCGCUGAAGCCGUCGACCUCCCCUUCUCAAUCGACAAAAGCAUACGAAUACCAGCCGUUCGGGAGAUUUAAUAACACGAAUGGACUUAACCCAGAUAGCCUUCCCAUGGAGUCAAUCGCAUACCGAAGAACUGUAAUAGACUUUGACUCCAUGGCGAUUGAACUAUGCGAAUGGGAUCUGAGUGCUAUUCACCAAUAAUAUGCACUCAGAUCCAGUCUAUCUGGGGAUGUGUUACACGAAUGCAAUAUGUUCGGCAGUUAUAAAGUUAUAUAUUUUUAUGUGUUUUGUGACUUGUAUUUAAAAUGGCGAUUUGCCUCUGCUCAGGGAGAUAAUUGAAUUACUUCCCAAUUAUCUCCCGAGCAGAGGGGAGGAAACUGUGAUGCAUGCUGGGAAUAUUAGGGGGAUGUAUGUCCAGAAUGUCCCCAUGUCCUUCUGUCAUUUCAGUCUCCCAUUUGGUCCCCUAGGGGAGUGUCCACCAAGUGGGAGACCUGCAUAAAUACGGGCAGGUAGCCCACAGUAAACUCAGUUCGUGUUUUACCCUCAAAGCGGAGCUUGGUCUCAUUAUAGGGGGGAUUUUAUUACCGGCGACGAGAGACUGCUUACUGGAAUUAUUGGCCGCUUGGAAGAUAUUGGCGUUCGGCUAAUAUUGGCAGUUCGUGUAUUUGGAGCUCGUGAAGGGAAAGAGCCGUACAGGUACCGUUCGGGAGUUUGGAGUGUUCCCUAGCUGGCGGUUCGCAUGAUUAUACUGCAUACGCUACCAGACCACAUUAUUGCUAACGGGGAGCAUUCACUAAACGGCGGUUUGUACAUUUGCUACUGGAGGUACCGUAACAUCAUGUUAUAAAAUUAUGUUAACCAUUGUGUACCAUAAUUAGAUCACAGGCAGAGGGAAGGAUUUUGUGUAUAAUUGCUGGGAGUGUUUUCUGUAAUGUACGUGUGUUAUUGGUUGUUCUGUAAAACCCUGUGGGCAGUACUAAAUUUGUGGAUUGGGAAUAAAAGAGGCUGUAUGUGCCAGUACAGUCAGUUCUGCUUGACCUCAAAACGAAGUGUUGUCUCGUUAUUGGGGGAAUUGGAUUGUAUGCUGAUUGCCAGGAGUGUAAGCUGAUUGUAUGCUUUUCCUGUUCGGCUGUUUCCAGUGAUUCGUGUAGUUUGCAGUUCGGAAGAUUGGUGAUUGCAGUAGCUGUCUGUGCAUCUGGAAAGGGGAAUAUCGCCUAAACAGGUUUUAACCUCUUGUGUGCAAAACGGUCCGUUACAGUCGAGUCUUAUUUUAACAAACCUCAUGUACUUCUUAUCGUACGUUCGUUCCCAAUCUCACAAAAUCCUGCAAGGUCGUGUGAAUUAUAGCUCUGUCAUUCGCAUACCCAAACAUCAAUCGAGACUUGAUGAAGGGUACAACAGGAAUGUCUUAUUAUGGCCAGAUGGUCCACUUUUAUACACAGACCCCCAGCAUUAGGUCUCCAGCCAAAACAUAGGGAAAACCCGCUCAGGCGUCUGUGUCUGGGAGAUAAGUGAGUGUACUUUGCUUAAACUAAUUAUCUUCCAGGCACUGAAGGUACAGAGAAUAAAACAGAAAACACCCCAAAACAUACAUAAUGUUAAUAGGGACCCCCACAAGUCUUAGAUCCCCGGAUAGCUCAGACCUGAGUGCCCAAGGUCUCAAAAUAGUGCUCAGACCCCGAUAAUACCAACCGCACCCGUGGCGUCUGCCCUAGUAAGUUCCAUAAGAAAAGUAGUAGUGGUCGGUCAACUUCCCAAAAAUUUGAGUUCCUACACAAAAAUAAACUAAUGGUUCCCCUGGCUCAUAGGUAGCAAUUGUUCACCUUAUUCGUGCAAACCUUUUCACUGAACAGCGCUCUCCUGGCAUUUCGGGAAUAGAAGCAGGCGGCAGCACAAAGUUACAGAGGUUCACGAGUUAAAGUAAAGGUCUUUGAGUUCCAGACACUCAACGACCAAGUACCGCUGCCUGUGUUCUGGAGACAAAAUGGCCAAUGUUUCCAGUUAUACGAAUGGCGGCCAUCCAGAAAGAGCACUUAAGUUUGUUGUUGUUUUGAAGUCUGUGUUCGGUAGAUAGAAAUACUGAAAAUAAAAGAAAAUAAAAAGGGUUCCUGGGCAGUUUGUCACACUUAUUAACUCCAUAUUCUCUCCUCCUUGCAGGUUUAAUCUGCCACCCAUGAAUUAUUCAGGAGACGUUGGAACAAAGACAGAUCUGGUCACAGCAAACCCGAGUAUCCUGCAUAACCGGUAACUAACACACUAAAAUAUUAUAUCAAUGCAUGAAGGAGAGGAUGUCAAUAGGUGUCUCAUCAGCUCUGCUGAGCUACAGUUCCCAUGAUGCUUAGUUAGCCGGUGGCUAGUUGAUGGCUGAAUAGUGGUCGGUCACUAGCCCUGGAAUAGAGACACCAUGAAUAUUUAUACAUCACAGCAUAUAGGUCUAAAGAGUUAUUUUCUUCUAUUUCAGUUUCUCAAGACUGAAUGAGCAGAGGAAGCCCUUUGUGGAUCUUGUAAAGAUGUACGAAUCUGCCCUUAUCGUGAUGCCAGCUUUCUCCUUUACCAACAAUGUAGACGUUUCCUUUAAAGUUUUUUAUACUUUACAAGAUUUUGAGUCACAUCAGAAGGUGGCUUACUUCCACCCAGACUAUUUGAAGAACCUUGCUCUCUACUGGAAAAAUAGGGGUCUUAAGGCUCGUCGUUUGUCCUCUGGCCUCAUGAUUGUCAGCACAGCCUUGGAGCUCUGCGAUGAGGUCACACUCUAUGGUUUCUGGCCUUUUUCUAGAGGUACAUCUGGAAAACCGAUACCACAUCACUAUUAUGAUAACAAAUUGCCAAAACCUGGCUUCCAUUCCAUGCCUGAUGAGUUUUUCUUCUACAACCAGAUGCAUAGCAAAGGGAUCCUGAGAUUAAAGAUUGGAACAUGUUAA